AUGAGCAAGUACAUCGUGAGCAAACCCGCGGGCGGUGAUGCCUUGAUCAAAUCUGAACGCACCACCAUCGUGACCCACUCCGGUAACGAGGGCCUAUACGCUGCCGUGGACACCUACCUCGUCGACGCCACCUGGAUGCGUCAGGUCUCCUGGGAGAACCGCACCGACGCCGCACAGGUGUACGAGCACAGCUACACGACGGAGCUCAAGGUCACCCAGGGCACCGAGGUCACAGUCGCCGUGCACGUAGGCGCCGCAUUCGAGGGCCUCUCGGUCGGCAUGGACGCCUCGACGAAGACGUUCACGACAAAGGAAACGACGUCCACGGACACGAAGACGAUGACCAUUACCGUCCCUCCGCGGUCGACGCUCACGUUCUACCAGCGCCAGUACACGUUCCGGACCACCAUGUUCUUCAUCCUCAACGCGUGGCACCAGGAGUGGAACGCGGGCUCGCCCGGCGGGUACGACAUCGAGCGCAAGACGUGCACCGUGCAGAUCAACAGCGAGGACUACCUCACGACGGAGACCGAGCUGACGAACGAGGGGGUGGACACCAUGCACGUCAAUACUGUUGCGCGCGCGAACAACGAGGGAGAUAGGCUCACGCGCAAGCGCGAGAACCUCACGGAGUGGGCAAAGCAGCAGCUCUCCAAGAUGGGCAUAUGA
This is a messenger RNA of Trametes versicolor FP-101664 SS1, 669 nucleotides long. RefSeq lists its product as uncharacterized. The transcript is spliced from 2 exons. The record is from RefSeq and is a predicted model, not a curated record. Bases 1 to 669 code for a protein of 222 amino acids. NCBI's taxonomy places the organism in Eukaryota, Fungi, Basidiomycota, Agaricomycetes, Polyporales, Polyporaceae.